This is a messenger RNA of Colletotrichum truncatum, 378 nucleotides long. Lineage: Eukaryota; Fungi; Ascomycota; Sordariomycetes; Glomerellales; Glomerellaceae. The record is from RefSeq and is a predicted model, not a curated record.
AUGAUGGACUGGGAUAUGACCGAGCAGAUUGGCACAGCCAAGUUCAUCCGCCAGCUGUACAAGACAGCUCCUCUCAGCCAGUACUUUGCCAGCGAAACCAAGCCUGGCCUCACUGCCAUCCCCGAGGAUGCGUCUGACAACGUUUGGUCUAAGUGGGUUCUUGACAACUACCGAUCCAACUUCCACCCCGUUGGAACUACUGCUAUGAUGUCCAAGGAGCUCGGUGGUGUUGUUGAUGGCAACCUCAAGGUUUACGGAACUACAAACGUUCGUGUUGUAGAUGCUGGAAUCCUGCCUUUCCAAGUUUGCGGUCAUCUCGUUUCUACGCUUUACGCUAUUGCUGAGAAGGCCUCGGACCUCAUCAAGGCUUCUGCAUAG